AUGGUCUGCAAAGGCUUUGCGAGCAAGGUCUUCGUUCUUUUAACCGCGGGUUCACGACUUGUUCUCAGUUCGACCAAGAUUCCUGCUUGUCUGCCUAGUUGUGCAAAAGCUGCGGCAUUAUCAGUUUCCUGCUCCUUAAGCGACGCCUCUUGCAUAUGCGGAUCAACGACGUUUGCUGCUGGCGUCGAAGCAUGUCUGACGGAUAUAUGUGAUGCGUCAGAUUUCGGGGCUGCACAGCAAUAUGUCGACGGUCUCUGUCCAUCAGGACUUGCGAUCCACGUAACCGUUGGUUCAAAGCUCACAACAAUUGCAGCAGCCGCAGCCUCUUCUAAUCAUGCCUCAUCUUCCACUCACGCCGCGUCGUCCUCCACCCACAACGGCUCAUCAAGUUCUCAACACCUAACUUCUUCUACGCACGCCACAUCUUCCGCUCAUUCUGCCUCUGCAACCGUACAAGUCGUCUCAUCAUCAACACAUCCAACUUCAUCAGCAACCCAUACUGCCUCUGCGACCGUCCACGUCGUCUCAUCGUCAACACAUCCAGCUUCAUCAUCGACCCAUACUACCUCAUCUUCUGGUCACUCCACCUCAUCUUCUGGUCACUCCACCUCAUCUUCUGCUCUGUCUUCGUCAUCUUCUUCAACAGAGCUUCCAGUUGCCACUCUAGAUGCCACUUCCGUAUCCUCUUCUGAUUCAGAGACUACCACUUCAAGCUCCAUUGUAACUUCUACCAGGGGAACCACACACGGUGGCUCCGCCAUGGCAGAUGAAAGCCCCGACCAGUCUCAAGGCGGGGAUGGCGGGCACCAUGGUGGUGGUGGUGGUCACAGCCACGGCGGCGGUCACUCCUCCAAAGACCGCGGCGCAUCCUCAGCAGCCAUCGGAGGAGCCAUAGGUGGCGGUAUCGCAGCUCUCCUCCUCCUUCUCGGCGUCUUCUGGUAUUUCCUCCGCCGAUGGCGCCAGAAACUUCGCCACGAACGCGAACAACUCAAGCGUGAAAGACUCGGAGCGGCCAUGGUCGAUCCGUUUAGGAUCUCGGGAGGUCAAAUCGGUGUUCCGGUGCUGGUCGCACAGCAGCCGCCUUCGUAUCGCGGGAAGUAUGGUGUGGAUGAAGAGUCGGGUGUGGACGUGGCAGAGACGAAGACGGAGGUUCCAGAGGGACAGAAGUUGGAGAGGACGGCGGCGUGGGUGGCCAGUGCGCCUUCGGGAGAGCCACUUUCACCGGUUGUGGAGAGUUCGGCUGUACUUCCCAGCCUUGGACGAUCUCCUUCAAACGUGUCGGCUUCGUCGCCAGCACCGCCGCCAGUCCCCCCGGGAACGUACUCGGAAGUUCUCGACGCAUCCCACCCCCUCGGAUAA
Molecule: messenger RNA, 1359 nt
Organism: Stereum hirsutum FP-91666 SS1
Lineage: Eukaryota; Fungi; Basidiomycota; Agaricomycetes; Russulales; Stereaceae
Exons: 5
Coding region: 1-1359 (452 amino acids)
Source: RefSeq, a predicted model, not a curated record